Botrytis cinerea B05.10 is the source of this 1654-nucleotide messenger RNA. RefSeq lists its product as hypothetical. The transcript has 4 exons. The record is from RefSeq and is a predicted model, not a curated record. The coding region runs from base 350 to 1378 and encodes 342 amino acids. Lineage: Eukaryota; Fungi; Ascomycota; Leotiomycetes; Helotiales; Sclerotiniaceae.
GGCCAGUAGACAAUGGAAUGCUAUGAAAACAACGAAUUGGAAAAAGGAAAGAGGAUAUCACAUCAAGAGUUACUCUGAGCAAGACGAAAGGCCAACGCCAUCAAAUACCUAUGGAUAAAUCAUGAUAUCCAAUAUCUAGCUGUUUGUCAUACGAUUUCCCUGCCCAUGCCAUGCCAUCCAUCCAUUGUCUAGAGCGACUAGGACGGACAGCCUAGCCAACCACGCCAACCAGCCCCAGCUGCUCUACCCUAUUGCGGUUUACCCCACAACAUUACAUCAAUCCAAUCCUUACCUGCCCUCGGCCAAUUCCUCUUUUAUUUUCCUAAGCUAUAAAACUAUAGAUAUAUCAAUGGCUCCCGACUUAAACUCACUUCCUCCUUCACGAUCAUCAAAUACUUCACCUACCAUGUCCCGCACAGCUCCAAAUCCAGGCGAGAGCCCCGCACAUAUGAAUGUACGAGCUCAAAGUCCUUCUCCAUCGCCACGCUCUGCAUCCACGUCGCUCCAAGCUGCUGCUGCAGUUAACGCGGGCCUCCAACAAGAAGAAAAUACACGACGUGGUUCUACAAGCCGGCAUCGACAAGCUUCGACAGCUUCACACUCAGGCAGAAGACGAUCAACAGUUCUGAAUGCUUUACAAAUGAAUGAUCCAACCUUACCACCUCAAGGGGAAAUCGUGAGCGAAAGUCAAAAUCGUACAGCCAGCCCGAUGUCACUCACAGGGUCACCUAUCACUGCAAGUGGUGAUCAUCGACAUUAUCGCGCACCUAGUCUUGGCGAAAUUCAUCAGGAAUUGGAACAAGAACAAGAAGCUCAAGUGAAUCGCCUUUUGCAUAUGAUUCGAACUCAACAACAACAACUCCAGCAAUUACAAGCUGCUAGUGGUCAAGUGGCAGGAUCUGUUGCCAUAGAGGAAUCUACUCCAACAUCUGAGCGAUCCCUAUCAUUUUCGACUCAAAAUAUCCCUCCAAAUGUCACGUCGGCAGUCCAGGCUCCCCGAUCACCCGUUACUGCAAUGCAUCCUCGAACUUCCUUCGAUGUUGCACGAGAAAAUCUGAGCCGGCGAUCCAGAACACCAAGUCGAACUGCAUCUCCUAGGUUAAGAUCUACAUCUAUAAGCAAUGAAGGGGGAGACUCAUGGAAUUUGGGUGGUCGUGAUGAAAGUGCAUAUUAUCAAGCCGAAACCCAGACAAUGAUUCGAGAGAAUCAAAUGUUGCGUCAAAGAAUUCGAGAAUUGGAGCGGCAAGUUAGUGAACAGCAUGUAAAUUCCUCGAUAACACACGAACCUGCCACGAGCUCCCAUCUAACAUCUUCCACCUCUCUUCCUGAAGAAGCAACACCGCUUGUUGCUCCGACAGAGGAGCCGAAACAAGAUUGACACGAUGCAAACACUCAGAGACUUUCUUUAUGUAUGGGAAAUACUGGGGGCUAGAGGCGUAAUAAAUGAUUCCACGGAUCAAGUGUAUCCAGAUUGUAAACUUUACAGAAUUUUGGCGUUGGUGUGUUUGCUACAACGGUUAUUGCUGGGCAGUGAUGGAGCUACCUACGAGUCCAAAGGCGCGUGUGAGAAGGUUUCUCAUUCCUAGAAUCAAGAUUUAACCACAACUCAACCCGUAAUGAAUUAUAUUCUUUCAGGUCUUUAGGAUUCCAUUCA